Molecule: messenger RNA, 1305 nt
Organism: Pedinophyceae sp. YPF-701
Lineage: Eukaryota; Viridiplantae; Chlorophyta; Pedinophyceae
Source: the annotation of a GenBank genome assembly
AUGUGCGUGGAGAGCGGUGGGUACGUCGCGGGGUCGUCCCGGGCAGCGGCGCGGAUCUUCGGCGUCACAAUGGUGGUACUGCUCGGCCUGGUAGUCCCAAUUUACAGGCUCCUGUUCGAGGAGUGCAAGCUCAACCACGCGCACUACUCGGGCGCGCUGUCCUCGGUCCAAACCUUCCGCAUCCUGCUCUUUGCCUUCUCCAUGGGCUGGCUCGCGCGCGUGUGCUACCGACACGACCUCUGGUCCAUGCUCAUGCUCAGGUAUGAGGGCAAGUACACGCGGCCGCUGUGGGAUCGCGCCUCCGCGGUCGGGUAUGCCAACCUCGUGGGCCUCUUCGGCACCGAGAUCGCCGCGAUCCUCGUCCCGUUCUUCGUCGUCCACUCCAUCGGAUGCAUCUACUUCAUCGCACACCGGGAGUUCUGGGAGCUGCUCGACCCGUGGACUGGCGAGCCGAUCGGGCGGCCCGCGGCGUCCGCGGUGAUCAGCCUGGCGAUCCUGUCCGCGACGUACUCCCAGGCGGUGUUCCUCGUCCCGUGCGCGCUCUUCCGCCUGUGCUGCGCGCUGGUCCUCCUGCGCCUGCACCUCUACCACGGCGCGCUCACCAACGGCGUGCAGUCGUCGCGCCCGUCCGUCUCGGGCGCCCUCGACGCGCACGCCCCGGGCAGCGACACGGAGCUCCGCGCGCGCCUCCUCCGCGGGCAGUCGGACGAGCCCGCGCCGUCGCCCUCCGCGCCGCUCGACCGCGACGAGGACCUCAGCGCGCUGCUCAAGGAGCACACCGCGCUCAAGGAGCUCCUCAGCGCCAUCUCGCACCGCUUCCGGCUCGUGCUCGUCGGGUCCACCCUGCUCAUCGCCCUCGAGACCGCCUACAGCAUGUACUUCCUGAUGGUCGACACCAUCGAGGGACACGCCAAGCACCGCGAGGGCACGGAGUUCGCUGUGGCGGAGGACACGGCGCUUUCGGUGUAUCUGAUCCUGAACAACAUCGUGCACAUCGUGGGGGUGUGGGCGGUGGUGCGCGCAGCGACCGUCGUGACGCACCGCGCGCGGAUGAUCCCGCAGGCCUUCGCGUCGCUGCACCUGUCGCGCACGCUCGCCGGCGCGGGGGGCUCCACGGGGUACGAGCGCAGGCAGGCGUUCCAGGACUACCUCAGCAGCCACCCCCUGGGCCUGACUCUCUACGGGUUCUCAAUCGACAGGGACUUUUUGCGGUCGUGGCACAUGGUGGUGAUCUCGGCGGCGGUGUUCCUGACGUCGCUGUCGCUGCGUCCGCAGCACUCGACGGUCACGCCGAACGAGGGCUGA